ACUAUGGAUGCUCUUGCAACAGUUGUGUUCAUCUUCUCCUAUGUAUUCUCCCUCUUAAGAAUCUCCACUGCAGUAGACACCAUAAAUGUAAAUCAACACAUUAGAGAUGGCGAGACCAUCACUUCAGCGGGUGGGACCUUUCAAUUGGGUUUCUUCAGUCCAGGUGAUUCCAAGAAUCGAUACUUGGGGAUAUGGUACAAGAAAGUGGCUCCUCAGACGGUGGUAUGGGUUGCCAAUAGAGAAAGUCCACUAACUGAUUCAUCAGGUGUUUUAAAGGUCACUCAGCAGGGAAUUCUUGUUGUGGUCAGCGGUACUAAUGGAAUUCUUUGGAAUUCUAAUUCAUCACGUUCUGCGCAGGAUCCAAACGCUCAGCUUUUGGAAUCUGGAAAUCUUGUUAUGAGAAAUGGCUAUGAUAGUGACCCAGAAAACUUCCUAUGGCAGAGUUUUGAUUAUCCAUGCGAUACUCUUCUACCAGGCAUGAAGUUUGGAAGGAACAGAGUAACAGGCUUGGAUCGGUACCUGUCAUCAUGGACGAGUGCUGAUGACCCUUCUAAAGGUAAUUUUACUUAUGGGAUUGAUCUAAGUGGAUUUCCACAACAAUUAUUGAGGAAUGGUUUAGCUGUAGAGUUUCGUGCAGGACCAUGGAAUGGUGUUCGAUAUAGUGGAAUACCUCAAUUAACAAACAACUCAGUUUAUACAUUUAAUUUUGUUUCUAAUGAAAAGGAGAUAUAUUUUAUUUAUUCUCUAGUUAGCAGCUCUGUUAUUUUGAGGCUUGUGUUAACUCCUGAUGGUUAUUCACGAAGAUUCACAUGGACUGAUCAAAAAAAUGAAUGGACUCUUUACUCAACUACACAGAAGGAUGACUGUGACAAUUAUGCAAUAUGUGGAGUAUAUGGAAUCUGUAAGAUUGAUGAAUCUCCAAAAUGUGAGUGUAUGGAGGGAUUUAGGCCAAAGUUCCAAAGCAAUUGGGACAUGGCAGACUGGUCAAAGGGAUGCGUUCGAAGUACUCCGCUGGAUUGUCAAAAGGGUGAUGGAUUUGUCAAGUACUCUGGUGUGAAACUGCCAGACACGCGGAACUCCUGGUUUGAUGAAAGCAUGAACCUUAAGGAAUGUGCUUCCCUGUGCUUGAGGAACUGCUCUUGCACUGCUUAUGCAAAUUCAGAUAUCAGAGGAGGAGGAAGUGGAUGUUUGCUCUGGUUUGAUGACUUGAUUGACAUCAGAGACUUCACUCAAAAUGGGCAAGAGUUUUAUGCAAGGAUGGCUGCAUCAGAAUCAGAAGCUUCUUCAAGCAUAAAUAGUAGCUCCAAGAAGAAGAGAAAGCAGGUCAUUGUCAUCUCUAUAUCAAUUACAGGAAUAGUUUUUUUAAGUCCAGUCCUGAUCUUGUAUGUGCUCAAGAAGAGGAAGAAGCAGCUACAGAAAAAAGAAUACAUGGAUCAUAAAUCAAAAGAAGGUGAAAACAAUGAAGGCCAAGAGCAUCUAGAUUUACCAUUAUUUGACUUGGAUACAUUAUUGAAUGCCACCAAUAACUUUUCUAGUGACAAUAAACUUGGAGAGGGUGGUUUUGGACCUGUCUAUAAGGGAAUAUUGCAAGAAGGACAAGAAAUAGUAGUAAAGAUGAUGUCAAAAACUUCUAGACAAGGAUUAAAAGAGUUCAAAAAUGAAGUUGAAUCCAUUACAAAACUUCAGCACCGAAAUCUUGUAAAGCUUCUUGGAUGUUGCAUUCAUGGCAGAGAAAGAUUGUUGAUUUAUGAAUACAUGCCCAACAAAAGCUUGGACUUGUACAUUUUUGAUCACAUGCGAAGCAGGGUACUAGAUUGGCCUAAGCGCUUCCUUAUUAUCAAUGGGAUUGCUCGAGGCCUUCUUUAUCUUCAUCAAGAUUCUAGACUCAGGAUAAUCCAUAGAGAUCUCAAAGCAGAAAAUAUUUUACUAGAUAAUGAAAUGACCCCCAAAAUUUCAGACUUCGGAAUAGCAAGAAGUUUUGGAGGAAAUGAAAUUGAAGCAAACACAACAAGAGUGGCUGGAACAUUAGGUUAUAUGUCUCCAGAGUAUGCAAGUGAAGGAUUGUAUUCCACAAAAUCCGAUGUUUUUAGCUUUGGUGUUUUGUUGCUAGAGAUUGUAAGUGGGAAGAGAAACAGAGGAUUUAGCCACCCAGGCCAUGACCUUAAUCUUCUUGGGCAUGCAUGGACACUCUAUAUAGAAGGUGGGUCUUUAGAAUUUAUUGAUACAUCAAUAGUGAACACCUGCAAUCUAUUUGAAGUGCUACGUUCAAUCAAUGUGGGCCUAUUAUGCGUACAACGUUUCCCGGAUGAUCGACCAAGCAUGCACUCUGUGAUUCUGAUGUUGGGUAGUGAGGGGGCACUACCUCGGCCCAAAGAGCCUUGUUUCUUCACUGAUAGGAAUAUGAUGGAUGCAAAUUCUUCCUCUGGUAUUCAACCCACCAUCACAUUGUUGGAAGAGACUUGGAAAGCACCUAAAAUCUCAGGCAUUUUCUAUCUAGGAACAACUAUGGAUUCUCUUACAACAGUUGCAGUUAUCUUCUCCUAUGUAUUAUCCCUCUUAAGAAUCUCCGUGGCAGUAGACACCAUAAUUGUAAAUCAAAACAUUACAGAUGGUGAGACCAUCACUUCAGCGGGUGGGAGCUUUGAACUGGGUUUCUUCAGUCCAGGUAAUUCCAAGAAUCGAUACUUGGGGAUAUGGUACAAGAAAGUGGCUACUGGGACAGUGGUAUGGGUUGCCAAUAGAGAAAGUCCACUAACUGAUUCAUCGGGAGUUUUAAAGGUCACUGAGCAGGGAAUUCUUGUUCUGGUCAACGGUACUAAUGGAAUUCUUUGGAAUUCUAGUUCAUCACGUUCUGCACAGGAUCCAAACGCUCAGCUUUUGGAAUCAGGAAAUCUUGUUAUGAGAAAUGGCAAUGAUAGUGACCCGGAAAAUUUCCUAUGGCAGAGUUUUGAUUAUCCAUGCGAUACUCUUCUACCAGGCAUGAAGUUUGGAUGGAACAGAGUAACAGGCCUGGAUCGGUACCUGUCAUCUUGGAAGAGUGCGGAUGACCCUUCUAAAGGUAAUUUUACUUAUGGGAUUGAUCUAAGUGGAUUUCCACAACCAUUUUUGAGGAAUGGUUUAGCUGUAAAGUUUCGUGCUGGACCAUGGAAUGGUGUUCGAUUUGGUGGAAUACCACAAUUAACAAACAACUCACUUUUUACAUCUGAUUAUGUUUCUAAUGAAAAGGAGAUAUAUACUAUUUAUCAUCUUGUUAACAGCUCUGUUUUUGUGAGGCGUGUGUUAACUCCUGAUGGUUAUUCACAGAGGUUCAUAUGGACUGAUAAAAAAAAUGAAUGGACUCUUUACUUAACUUCACAGAGGGAUGACUGUGACAAUUAUGCAAUAUGUGGAGUAUAUGGAAUCUGUAAGAUUGAUGAAUCUCCAAAAUGUGAGUGCAUGAAGGGAUUUAAGCCAAAGUUCCAAAGCAAUUGGGACAUGGCAGACUGGUCAAAUGGAUGCAUUCGAAGCACUCCGCUGGAUUGUCAGAAGGGUGAUGGAUUUGUAAAGUACUCUGGUGUGAAACUGGCAGACACGCGGAACUCCUCGUUUAAUGAAAGCAUGAACCUUAAGGAAUGUGCUUCCCUGUGCUUGAGGAACUGCUCUUGCACUGCUUAUGCAAAUUCAGAUAUCAGAGGAGAAGGAAGUGGAUGCUUGCUCUGGUUUGGUGACUUGAUUGACAUCAGAGACUUCACUCAAAAUGGGCAAGAGUUUUACGUAAGGAUGGCUGCAUCAGAAUCAGAUGCUUUGUCAAGCCUAAAUAGCAGCUCCAAGAAGAAGAAAAAGCAAGCCAUUGCCAUGUCUAUAUCAAUCACAGGAAUAGUUCUUUUAAGUCUGGUCUUAACCCUGUGUGUGCUGAAGAAGAGGAAGAGGCAGCUAAAGAGAAGAGGAUACAUGGAACACAAUAUUGAGGGAGAUGAAACCAAUGAAGGUCAGGAGCACCUAGAGAUACCAUUAUUUGACUUGGAUACAUUAUUGAAUGCCACCAAUAACUUUUCUAGUGACAAUAAGCUUGGAGAGGGUGGUUUUGGGCCUGUCUACAAGGGAAUACUGCAAAAGGGACAAGAAAUAGCAGUGAAGAUGAUGUUAAAAACUUCUAGACAAGGAUUAGAAGAGUUCAAAAAUGAAGCUGAAUCCAUUGCAAAACUUCAACAUCGAAAUCUUGUAAAGCUUCUUGGAUGUUGCAUUCAUGGCAGAGAAAGGAUGCUGAUCUAUGAAUACUUGCCCAACAAAAGCUUGGACUUGUUUAUUUUUGAUCAAAUGCGAAGCGUGGUACUAGAUUGGCCCAAGCGCUUCCACAUCAUCAAUGGGAUAGCUCGAGGCCUUCUCUAUCUUCAUCAAGAUUCUAGACUCAGGAUAAUCCAUAGAGAUCUCAAAGCAGAAAACAUUUUACUAGAUAAUGAAAUGAGCCCCAAAAUUUCAGACUUCGGAAUAGCAAGAAGUUUUGGAGGAAAUGAAACGGAAGCAAAUACAACAAGAGUGGCUGGAACAUUAGGUUAUAUGUCUCCAGAGUAUGCAAGUGAAGGAUUGUAUUCCACAAAAUCCGAUGUUUUUAGCUUUGGUGUUUUGGUGUUAGAGAUUGUAAGUGGGAAGAGAAACAGAGGAUUUAACCACCCAGAUCGCAACAUUAAUCUUCUUGGGCAUGCAUGGACACUCUAUAAAGAAGAUAGGUCUUCAGAAUUUAUUGAUGCAUCAUUAGGGAACACCUGCAAUCUAUCUGAAGUUAUACGCAUAAUCAAUUUGGGCCUAUUAUGUGUGCAACGUUUCCCAAAUGAUCGACCAAGCAUGCAUUUUGUGGUUUUGAUGUUGAGUAGUGAGGGUACACUACCUCAACCCAAAGAGCCUUGUUUCUUCACUGAUAGGAGUAUGAUGGAAGCAAGUUCUCCAUCUGGUACUCAAUCCCCCAUCACAGUGUUGGAAGCUCGAUAGAAUAAGAUGUUUCAUGUUAAUGUUUUGUUAUCUCUAGACCUAUGACCAUAUAAGCUUAAAUUUCAUGUCUCAAUUACUUUUAGUAACUCCUCUCAACCUUGAUUCAUCUAAGAUGUUAUUAGGUGAUCAAUAUUUUUU
Vitis riparia (riverbank grape) is the source of this 5103-nucleotide messenger RNA. RefSeq lists its product as uncharacterized. Gene Ontology annotation, molecular function: ATP binding; protein kinase activity. Gene Ontology annotation, biological process: protein phosphorylation; recognition of pollen. The record is from RefSeq and is a predicted model, not a curated record. The transcript has 14 exons. NCBI's taxonomy places the organism in Eukaryota, Viridiplantae, Streptophyta, Magnoliopsida, Vitales, Vitaceae. The coding region runs from base 4 to 4965 and encodes 1653 amino acids.